Molecule: messenger RNA, 255 nt
Organism: Adineta steineri
Lineage: Eukaryota; Metazoa; Rotifera; Eurotatoria; Adinetida; Adinetidae
Source: the annotation of a GenBank genome assembly
AUGGAAAUAUUACUUGCUGCAGGCGCUGUUGGCUUAGCUGGCUAUGCAUUGGGUAAACGAAGAGAACGUCAUCAAGUAGAAAAUGGUUUUGUAACAUUCCACGGAAAUGGAAGUGGUAAACCAGAAUACGGUAAUGUUCACUAUGGUCGUGAAGCUCGCAAUUAUCAACGUGAACAUCGACACCAAAGUCAUAGUCAUAGUCACCACCAAAGUUAUCGUCCAGCUCCAACAGCCACUACUGCUCAACUAUAUUAA